Messenger RNA from Hypanus sabinus (Atlantic stingray), 1933 nucleotides. RefSeq names its product peroxisomal membrane protein 2 (gene pxmp2). The record is from RefSeq and is a predicted model, not a curated record. The transcript is spliced from 5 exons. Gene Ontology annotation, cellular component: cytoplasm; membrane. The coding region runs from base 62 to 637 and encodes 191 amino acids. Lineage: Eukaryota; Metazoa; Chordata; Chondrichthyes; Myliobatiformes; Dasyatidae.
UGAUGUGUCAAUCCGAUCGCGGCUGGCGACUAGUCUGAGGAUAGAUUGCUAAAGCUGAGCUAUGAUGUCGGGACGUUCCGCACCCGACCGCUCUUUCAACCGACUUCUGCUGCAACAAUACUUAUUUCUGCUGAAGAAGUACCCAAUAUUGACCAAGUCCGUUACCAGUGGCAUUCUCUCAGGGCUUGGAAAUGUUCUGUCUCAAAUUAUGGAAAACCGAAGAAAGGAUCUAAGUAUAACAAAAAAUAUAACAUUUGGAGGCCCUAUCAGAUUUGGAGUAUUUGGAUUGGUUUUCACGGGUCCUCUAAGUCAUUACUUCUAUCUAUAUCUCGAUAAACUGUUUCCAUCCAAUGUUCCCUACUCCCAAAUAAAAAGACUUCUUCUGGACCGACUGAUGUUUGCCCCAGCAUUCCUUGCUCUUUUUUUUGUGGUGAUUUCUCUACUCGAGGGAAAGAACUUGAAGGCGUUAAAGGACAAGAUGAAGACUGGAUACUGGAUUGCACUGAAAAUGAAUUGGAAAGUUUGGACCAUCUUUCAGUACAUUAACAUUAAUUAUGUGCCUGUUCAGUUCCGGGUGCUGUUUGCAAAUUUGGUAGCUCUGUUCUGGUAUGCAUACCUAGCUUCAAUCAGAAGAUGAUGUUUCAUCAUUAGUAUUAAUCACUAGCAGCUUGGAAUAAUUCCUUUUUCUUCAAGAACAACCUUGAAAGAAGACAGCAGUGAAUGGACAUGGCCAAAUCCUAAUAUAAUAUUUCAUAUUUUCCCAAAUAUGUAAUGGACAGAUAACUCUUUAACUUGGAGAAGUGUUUUAGUGUAACCUAGCUGUGACAUUUGCAGAAUACUUAACUGUAUUUUUUAAUUGCUGAGCAUUAACUAAUUCUGCGAACUAUUUUCUAUGUUAAAUUUUUAAGUACAUUUGAUUUUAUAAUACUGGUAGCAUUCAAUCAAGGAUUUAAGCUGUAAUUGAAAAUUGUAAAAAAACUAAGCGAGAAUGUCAAAUGAGUUCUAUCUGCAAUAACUAUCUAAUUUAUACCAUAUUCAGAAAUUUUAUUUAAUGUACUAGGGAAUAUUGGUUACUGUUUCUAGAUAUAUCAAUAAUUUAAUUGAACCAUUAUUUCAAAAGUUGGCAGAUUCUGAGCAAACUAAAAAUAAGUUGAUUGAUAAUGUAAUGAUAGUGUACGUACCUUUCUAAUAUGUUAAGAGAAAUUAACUUGCCAUAAGUAUAUUAAUACUGUGUUAAGUACAUGAAUUGUCCAUGAUUACAAUGGAUGAAUUUGUCUUUGAACAGUAAUAUACAGAGAAAUAAGAGCAGGUUUAGGCUGAACAGUCUCCUUAGCCUGCUUCACCAUUGAAUAAGAUCCUAGCUGAUUAGAUCUUGGUCUCAAAGCUAAUUUAAGUUCUCUUAACUCUUCAUUCCUUAGUUAAAAAUCAAUCUCAGCUUUUAGCACUCUCAAUGACUCAACAUUCAGUACUCGAGUUGCUUGACAGUAGAGUGGAGAAUUUCAAAGUUUCGUUAAGGGGUCCACUGAUUAUUCUAAAAAGCACCCUUUAUAGGCUUUACCAUCAACAAAACUUUUUUACAGGAUCGAUCCAUUUGAGCCCCUCAGAAUGCUGUAUGUCACAAUUUGGUAAACUCUCAUUCUUCCAACUCCAGUGUUGUGGCCCAUUUUGCUCAUUCUUUCUUCAGAGGCCAGCCACCUUAUAUAGACAUGGGUCUACCAUAUAUAUGACCCCCUUCAUCUAAAUUUCAAUAUAGAUUAUGAAUAGUACAUUUCAGAAAUGAUUCCUUAAUUACCUUUUUUUAACAAACCAAUUAAGGGGGAAUUAAUAUUCUGCAGCCAGCUAUUUAUUUUUAGUUGUUCUGUGGCACUGGGUAACACAAAAUACAAUUGAAAAUAAUCAUUGGAGAAAAAUAAAGAAUUUUUGAUAAAGGCAA